Exophiala aquamarina CBS 119918 is the source of this 2355-nucleotide messenger RNA. RefSeq lists its product as uncharacterized. The transcript is spliced from 3 exons. Bases 1 to 2355 code for a protein of 784 amino acids. Lineage: Eukaryota; Fungi; Ascomycota; Eurotiomycetes; Chaetothyriales; Herpotrichiellaceae. Gene Ontology annotation, cellular component: mRNA cleavage and polyadenylation specificity factor complex. The record is from RefSeq and is a predicted model, not a curated record.
AUGGCCGCCGCAGCCACUCCUGCUGCCGACAUGAUCCCCCAAUUAGAGGCGGCGCGUAAACUCGCUCUUGGGGAUCCUCAGGUGUACAACCAAGUCCUCCCGGGCAUUCUACCCAUCAUCGGUCCAAAUGCCCACCUUGAAGUGAGAAGAUGGGGCGCAGACUUCCUGGCCGAAGCCUUUGCCAGUCCCUCCGUGCCCCCUCAUCAAAAGGAGCAAUUAUCCAUCGAAGUUAUACCAACCUUGCGAGGCAUUUUAGAAAAUCAGCAUGAGGAUGUGUCCGUGGUCAGAAGCGCUGUUCAAGCUGCAGCUAGUUUAUAUCCACUGGUCUUCAGACGAAUCAUCUCCCGCCCCAAUGAGGCCUCUCUGUGGCAGGAUUUAAGCUCCAUCAAACUCAACAUUCUGCAACGCAUGGAUUCAGCCCCUCCCGCUAUCAGAAUAUGCUCUAUCAAAUUUGUUCAAAAAGUCGUCCAAGUAGAAACCCCAGGCCUAAUCGCUGAUCCUAGACGUCCCGACCAGAACGAAACGUCUAUUGCCCUCGUCCCUCGAAAUCACCCUUUGCUACAAUUACCUAAUUUGGAGGCCGAAGCGUCUGGCCUGUUGGAUAGAUUGCUUAGUGUAUUUCAAGAGAAUUCAACGUACGCAAUGAAAGCCACCGCCGGUUUGGAGACUAACGUACUCAGGGACCCCAUUAUUGUUGACGCAACGCUGAAUUGCCUGGCGCUUCUCAUCCGAACUCGGCCCCCGAUUGCUACAAAGAUCAUCUCAGCGAUUUUAAACUUCAACCCUCUGAAGCAAGCAAACUCACCCAUGACUCCCAAAAUCCUGGUCAUGAUUAGAUCCAUGGAGAGGACAACUAGGGCUCUGUUAAGAUGGGUACUACGCGCCGUACCAAAUCACCCAAUGGAGCAAAAGAUCCAGCAGUACUUAAUGCGACUUCAACAAUCACGCACCGCAGUUUUCUCCGACAGUACUGCCCAGAAGCGUCCUGCUGAGCCAACAGACGGUUUUGAUGAUGCCAAGAGGCAAAGACUCAUGGACGGCCAACGCAAUUAUCCCGCUAUGCCACCGCCCCCGAACUCAUUUGCUCAACUUUUCACCCUGACUGAGGAUCCCAAUCUCAAACAAUUUGAUGUAACACUACUUCCGGCUGAUAUCGUUAGUGACGUUACAGCAGUAUUCUUGCAGCAUGUUGAUUCAACUUCGUUGGAUCUCGCCAUUGAAGCAAUUCGCGCAAGAUAUGCACACCUUCAAAAGGUCACUCAACCAACUCCCGUUCCAGAAAUCCCUAUGGCUGGACCUACGGGCAUUGAUGACGAAGACGACUAUGACCCUGAAUUUGUCGCUAGCGCGGACUCGGGGAUGGAUGCCGCAUCUGGAAAGGCCAUUGAUGAAUUAAUCCAACCUGCCAUCGAUCUGGGUCCAUUCGAGUUGCCCAAACCCCCUCCUUUGACUACUGAUGAAGUUGCGGUCGUAUCAGAUCAGAGCAUUGCUCAUGUUGUCCAGCUCAUUGCAUCUCUCGACAAUAGGGAGCAGCUACAAGUCAGGCAGAAGCCAGGCUUCAAUCGACUGGCUGCAAGCGGAAAUGACAGGGAUUCCUGGGCAACCAUUCUAAUCCGCCUCGCAACCCGUGCCCCCUCCGGCCUGGACGAUCUCGCAAACAGCUUAUUGGAUGAUCCGGACAGCAACAAGGUGAUCAAAUCAGAAAACCACAAUGUUGAAGAGCCAAAUACUGCAAACCGCAUUCGGCAGACACUCUUCAUGUACAUUCUUGAUGACUUCCGACAACGGCUGAAUCUCGCUAUAUCUUGGUUGACCGAGGAGUGGUAUGCAGAUAAGCUGACGGCAAAAGUACGGCCUGAGCUCAAACACUUACCCAACUAUUCUCGCUGGGUCAACCGCGUCAUCGACCGACUACUCCCCUACCUCGACGCGCGAGACAAAAACCUCCUGAUCCGAUUUCUAUCCGAAAUUCCAUCUAUCGACCGUGAGAUUCUGGAUAGGAUCAAGACGCUAUCGCGAGAUCCAGAGCGUAUCAGCAUGUGCAUUUUAUCGAUGCAGUACCUGUUGAUGAUGCGGCCUCCGACACGGGAUAUGGUGUUGGACACGAUAGAGACGAUUUGGCAUGAGGGCGACGCACAGGCGAAGAGUGCCACGGUGAAAGUCCUCACCAAGUGGAGGCCAGGGUUCCUGGAGAAGAACACCGAAGGGAAGAAAGAGGAACCUGCGAUUGCCUCCAAGACCGAGAAUCACAUGAAGGGGGCUCCGGGAGCGAAUGGCGUGAAAAGCCCACCGUCAGCUUCAGGGCCACUGGUGGAUCCACGAAAGCGGAAAGCGAGGUCGACCAUCACUGCAUGA